Messenger RNA from Corylus avellana, 1005 nucleotides. It is a transcript of the gene LBD15, whose product is annotated as LOB domain-containing protein 15. Lineage: Eukaryota; Viridiplantae; Streptophyta; Magnoliopsida; Fagales; Betulaceae. The record is from RefSeq and is a predicted model, not a curated record.
UCUGAAAUCCUCCUCGUACAUCUAUCCAGCAGAGGGCUUCAUAAACAUCGAUCGAUCACCAAAAAACUAACAUAUUGUUUUUAUUAGCUUCUUAGCUUCUUUCCCAUUUCAGCCUCAAUUUCUUUAAUAAACAACACAAGUGGACCACUUUCCUUGCCUUUUAAGCACACUCUAUCCUUCCCUUACUGUCCUUUCUUCUUCCCUUCAAGCCCUCACCCUCAUCUCUCUCUCUCUUUCUGAGCAAGUCCACGUCCACACCAGAGAGCAUGCCUGAAUGUCCAGAGAAAGGGAGAGAUUUGAUGAGAUAGGGAAGAGGAUAAAGAGAGAGACCGAUGCUUCUUCUUCUCAUAUGGGAAGAAGACACAUGUUAGGUCCUCCUGGAACCCUAAACACCAUUACUCCAUGCGCUGCUUGUAAGCUCUUGAGACGAAGGUGUGCUCAAGAAUGCCCCUUUUCUCCAUACUUCUCUCCCCAUGAACCCCACAAGUUCGCUUCUGUUCAUAAAGUCUUUGGUGCUAGCAACGUCUCCAAGAUGCUAAUGGAGGUGCCGGAGAGUCAAAGAGCCGACGCGGCAAAUAGUCUUGUUUAUGAGGCGAACGUGAGGCUAAGAGACCCGGUCUACGGCUGCAUGGGAGCCAUCUCAGCUUUGCAGCAGCAAGUUCAAUCUCUACAAGCUGAACUCAAUGCAGUGAGGGCUGAGAUACUUAAGCAUAAAUAUCGGGAAGCUAAUAUCAUGCCAUCUUCUCAUCAUCAUCAUGUGGCUUUGCUCGCUGCUUCCGGGGCUGUUUCGGUUGCUGCACCUCCGCCAACUCCGCCUCCACCGCCGCCUCCUCCUCUUCCUCCUGCUUCCUCCUCUUCUUCUAUGUACACCCAACAAGCCAGUGCUUCCGACUAUAGCACCCUUUCAAAUGAUAAUAUUGUUUCCUAUUUUGGUUAAUUUCCUAGACUACUACAUGCAAAGAAUCCCAUUUUUUCUCCCCUUUAUUAUGAAUCAAUUAAGUCGAA